Molecule: messenger RNA, 2527 nt
Organism: Engraulis encrasicolus (European anchovy)
Lineage: Eukaryota; Metazoa; Chordata; Actinopteri; Clupeiformes; Engraulidae
Gene: klhl31
Product: kelch-like family member 31
Exons: 5
Coding region: 148-2055 (635 amino acids)
Biological process (GO): negative regulation of protein phosphorylation
Cellular component (GO): nucleus; cytoplasm
Molecular function (GO): protein binding
Source: RefSeq, a predicted model, not a curated record
GACACGGCGUCUCUCUUUCUCUCUCCGUCUCUCUGUCACACUCUCUCUCUUGCGCACGCCAAGUUGGAGGCGCCAGUCACUUCUACCCCAGCCUCUGCUUCAUCUCACUCUCGGUCUUGGCUGUGACCCCCACCCCCAGCAGCAGUCAUGGCACCCAAAAAGAACAAGGCAGCCAAGAAGAACAAGGGAGACAUAAAUGAGAUGACCAUCAUGGUUGAGGACAGCCCUAUCAACAAGAUCAACGGGCUGAACACACUCCUCGAAGGUGGAAAUGGCUUCAGCUGCAUCUCCACAGAGGUCAACGACCCCGUCUAUGCCCCCAACCUCCUGGAGGGCCUGAGCAACAUGAGAACGGACAGCUUCCUGUGCGACCUGACCGUCUCCACCAAAUCCAAGUCUUUCGACGUCCACAAGGUGGUCAUGGCCUCCUGCAGCGAGUACAUCCAGAGCGUGCUGAAGAAAGACCCCACGGUGGCCAACAUCGACCUCAUGGACCUGUCCCCCGUGGGCCUGGCCACCGCCAUCACCUACGCCUACUCCGGCAAGCUCACGCUGUCCCUCUACACCAUCGGCAGCACCAUCGCCGCCGCCAUGUUCCUGCAGGUCAACACGCUGGUGAAGAUGUGCAGCGACUUCCUGAUGCAGGAGAUCAGCGUGGAGAACUGCAUGUACGUGGCCAACAUCGCCGACACCUACGACCUCAAGGAGACCAAGGAGGCCGCACAGAAGUUCAUGCGCGAGAACUUCAUCGAGUUCUCGGAGAUGGAGCAGUUCCUGAAGCUCACCUACGAGCAGAUCACCGACUUCCUGCAGGACGACUCCCUGCAGCUGCCCUCCGAGCUCACCGCCUUCCAGAUCGCCAUGAAGUGGCUCGACUUCGACGAGAAGCGCCUCAAGUACGCGUCGGACCUGCUCACCAACAUUCGCUUCGGCACCAUCGCCGCCACCGACCUGGUCAGCCACGUGCAGAGCGUGCCGCGCAUGAUGCAGGACGCCGAGUGUCACCGCCUGCUGGUGGACGCCAUGAACUACCACCUGCUGCCCUUCCAGCAGAACAUCCUGCAGUCGCGCAGGACCAAGGUGCGCGGAGGCCUCAAGGUGAUGCUGACGGUGGGCGGGCGCCCCGCGCUGACCGAGAAGUCGCUCAGCAAGGAGGUGCUGUACAGGGACGAGGACAACGUGUGGAACAAGCUCACCGACAUGCCCGCCAAGAGCUUCAACCAGUGCGUGGCCGUGCUGGACGGAUUCCUGUAUGUGGCUGGAGGAGAGGACCAGAACGAUGCCAGGAACCAGGCCAAGCACGCCGUCAGCAACUUCUGCAGAUAUGAUCCACGCUUCAACAACUGGAUCCACCUGACCAACAUGAUCCAGAGGCGCACCCACUUCAGCCUCAACACCUUCAACGGCCUCCUGUACGCCGUGGGCGGACGCAACUCCGAGGGCUGCCAGGCGUCCGUGGAGUGCUACGUGCCGUCCUCCAACCAGUGGCAGAUGAAGGCGCCCAUGGAGGUGGGCAGGUGCUGCCACGGCAGCUGCGUCAUCGACGGCAAGAUCCUGGUGAGCGGCGGCUACAUCAACAACGCCUACUCCCGCGCCGUGUGCUCGUACGACCCGUCCACCGACAGCUGGUCGGAUAAGGCCAGUCUCAGCACCCCGAGAGGUUGGCAUUGCGCCGCCACCGUGGGCGACCGCGCGUACGUGGUGGGCGGCAGCCAGCUGGGCGGCCGCGGCGAGAGGGUAGACGUGCUGGCGGUGGAGUGCUUCAACCCCCAGUCGGGGCAGUGGAGCUACUGCUCCCCCUUGCACACGGGGGUGAGCACCGCGGGCGCCGCCAGUCUUAACGGCAAGAUCUACCUGCUGGGCGGCUGGAACGAGAUCGAGAAGAAGUACAAGAAGUGCAUACAGGUGUUCAACCCUGACCUCAACGAGUGGACUGAGGACGACGAGUUGCCCGAGGCAACAGUGGGCAUCUCCUGUUGUGUCGUCACAAUCCCCACCCGCAAAACGCGGGAGUCCAGAGCCAGCUCGGCAUCCUCCGCGCCAGUUAGUAUAUAACUUGAGGAGAGGUGUUGGUGUUGUUGUUGGGGGUACUUAAAUCAUAACUAAUUUAUUAGCAUUACUCAGAACAAGGCUACAUAUUUUUCCAUCAUCAUUUUUUUUUAGUCAGUGAAGUCUGAAUCCAAUGUGAUGAAGCUGAUGAUGUAUACCUACGUCCAUUGAUUUCAAUUCUCAUGUAGGGUGUUAUGUGUUGGGAUAUCAGUGUAAAUACCAUGCAUUUAGUUGUCAGAUUACACAUCAAACACGUGAAUGUAGCUGAAGACGACUGUAACUAUUACUGGGUUUACAUGUUCUGUUUUUGUUUGUAAAAAAAACAAAAAAAAAGUUACAAACUUCUCUUCUGUGCCAGGUAAAUGAAUGUGACUAUCACAAGGAUAUUGCCAAGAAAUUACAUGAAACAAACUGAAUUAUGUGAAAAGGCAAACUGAAAAUUCAAAUUACAGACACCAGUUUUAGUAUAAAAGAUGCU